Bombina bombina (fire-bellied toad) is the source of this 1672-nucleotide messenger RNA. RefSeq names its product nuclear casein kinase and cyclin dependent kinase substrate 1 (gene NUCKS1). NCBI's taxonomy places the organism in Eukaryota, Metazoa, Chordata, Amphibia, Anura, Bombinatoridae. The transcript is spliced from 8 exons. Gene Ontology annotation, molecular function: single-stranded DNA binding; double-stranded DNA binding. Gene Ontology annotation, biological process: interstrand cross-link repair; double-strand break repair via homologous recombination. Bases 497 to 1387 code for a protein of 296 amino acids. Gene Ontology annotation, cellular component: cytoplasm. The record is from RefSeq and is a predicted model, not a curated record.
CUUGGCUCAGGGGCUAGAGGCGGCAGUUGGGGAGGGGGGGAAUAUACGAAGCAGUGUUUGUACUGUCCAUUUGGUCAAAUUAGUUAUUUGAGCUGGCUAGAGUGGGGGGAGAAAGGUUGCUUCCUUUUUAGAAAUUAUAAAAUAAAAGACCAAGAGUGCCAGAAUCAAUUGCUUUCGCGAGAGACGAGAGAGACUCCGACUGCGUGCUCCGCCCCCUCCGGUUUUCCCGCCUCUUUUGCUCCCUACAUUGAUAGACAGUAAUUGGGGCUUUUUUUUCUAGCAGUGUUGGGGUAGUAGAUAUUUUUUCCUCUAUUCUUUUGAGGUACAAUUAAUAAUUCUGCUUGUGCCUUUUGUGUGUAAGCUCGCCGUCUCGUUAACCAUCCUCCGCCUUUCUACUAAUCUGCAAGUGGGGGUCUUUCGUAAAGGAAAUUGUUCACCCCUCCCGUGUCCUCCUCUUCCGCUUCUAGCAGCAGCUCGUUAGGUGUCCGCAAGAGCCAUGUCUAGGCCGGUCAGGAAUAGAAAGGUGGUUGAUUACUCACAAUUUCAGGACUCGGAUGAUGAAGAGUACGGAAGAAAUUCAGCCCCUCCAUCUAAAAAAGCAAGAGCCUCUCCUAGAGAAUCUAAAGAUAAAAGGAGGUCUGGCAAAAACUCACAGGAAGAUAGUGAUGGAUCUGAAGAAAAAGAAGUAAAACCCAAAAAGGAUGAAGCAGACUCUGCAGAGGAGGAUUUUGGUAGUGAUGAUGACCUGGCAGCUGGUGAUGGAAAAGCAGAUAGUGACUAUGAGAGUUCUAAAAAGAGUAAAAAAAUAAUAAAAAAAAGCAAACCUGAGAAAAAGAGGGUGUCAAAGCCAAGAAAGAGAUCGGCUCCUGAUGACAGCGAUGAUGAAAAAGAGCGAAAAAAUGUCAGACAACAGAGGCAAGCUGCAUCCAAAGCUGUUUCAAAGCAGAGGGAGAUGUUGAUGGGUGAUGGAGGAAGUGAGGAGGAAGAGCCAGAAGAGGAAGAUGAAACAAAAUUCCUAGCAAAGGAUUCUGGGAGUGAUGAAGAUUUCAUGGUGGAAGAUGACGACGACAGUGAUUAUGGUCGAUCCAAGAAAAAGAAAAAAAUUGUAAAGAAGUCCAAGCCAGAACGGAAAGAAAAGAAAGUUCCCAAACCUAGACUAAAAGCCACAGUAACACCUAGUCCCGUGAAGGCCAAAGGAAAAAGCCGCCCAACAGCCUCAAAACCACCAAAGGAGAAAUCUCCGUCUCCAAAAGCAGAGGAGGAGGAAGAAGAGGAGGAGGAUGAUGAGCCAGAGACUCCUCCACCAGAGAAAAAGGCUGAUAGUCCCCAACAUGAAAAAUCUGGGGAAGAAGGCUCUGAAGAAGAAGUUCAGUCCACAGAGGACUAGCCUCUUGUCUUUUGGGGUAGGGUGGGGGGAUAUGGGUGUGUGGGUGAUUGUUGGGGAGAUUUUAUUAAUAAAAAACAAAACCAGUGGAAAAAAAAUGAAGUCAGAAUGAAUUAGGCAAACGCUUGACAUAAGGGCCUCUGAUUCUGUCUAUCUUCUGUUUUAAAGUUGAUUACUUUAUUUUCCCCCCCAGUAAACGGUGCAAUUAUCUUUUUUUUUUUUUCUUGCCAUCAUGGUCAGUUGCUCCCAUCACUUGUGUGAAAUAAAGCCAUGCACAUUUUUAAUACA